UGGCCUUGUGCUGUUUCGCCUUCGUGUACAGCCUGUCCCACGCACUGCGCUUGGCUUCCACCUCGGCGGAAUAGAAUGUCACGUUGUAGUGGUCUCAAACAGCGACGUCAUCCCAUGGGAGCAGAUGAAGAUCGACGCGGAUGCAAGGACAGGGGAUCGCGGAUCACCCAGUGUCUGAGACAUGCUCAUCGAUAUAAAUUUCGGGCCUGAGCCAUGGUCAAGCCCAUACCAACCCCACACUCUAACCACAAUGUUCUCUGCACUCGCAACCAUGCCCUCGACUGAGAUGGCCCUCCCGAGGGCCUUCCCACUGUUCUUAUUGCCGAAGCACAUCUCCGCCACCCGCCCGAAGAAGGCUUCCGCUACCCGGAAGGCGUCCACCUCAUCUGUGGACUCGGAUGUCACAUCGUCCUCGUCUUCAUCUGAGGUCGAGACCCCGCCGUCGAGCCCAGUUGUGACCGGGACCUUCUGCGAGCGCGACGUAGUGCUAACGGAGGAUGAACGUGAGUAGAGUGCACGAGUCUUCCUCUGCUUGCGCUGACUGCCCUCCAGUCCACAAUCCUCCCGCCGCACUCACAAAUGACUUGAUUGCUGCCUCGCACAUCGAGUCCCCUGCGUCACCGAGCAGCGCUGCCACCAGCGCCUGCUUCUGCAGGGAAGUCAUCCUGACCGAGGAGGAUUGUGAGUCUCAGCCAUUGUCAAUCUCCUCUUCUCGAUUCUGACACCACGCCCC
Molecule: messenger RNA, 733 nt
Organism: Mycena citricolor
Lineage: Eukaryota; Fungi; Basidiomycota; Agaricomycetes; Agaricales; Mycenaceae
Source: the annotation of a GenBank genome assembly